This is a messenger RNA of Hirsutella rhossiliensis, 879 nucleotides long. RefSeq names its product BTB/POZ domain-containing protein. The coding region runs from base 1 to 879 and encodes 292 amino acids. NCBI's taxonomy places the organism in Eukaryota, Fungi, Ascomycota, Sordariomycetes, Hypocreales, Ophiocordycipitaceae. The transcript is spliced from 4 exons. Gene Ontology annotation, molecular function: protein binding. The record is from RefSeq and is a predicted model, not a curated record.
AUGUUUGGCAGACGGCUUGACUCGUCGAGCAAGAGCUUCUCCAAGGGCCACGGCAAGGCGUCCAAGUCUAGCUCCUCCUUCAGCAGAGACAGCGGCGUGUCGAAGCGCCGCCAUGAGCCUCGCCACCGCAGACCGACGACGGCCUCGACGGCCGCCGCCACCGAAGACACCCUCAUGAGCAACAACCCGACGUCGGCCAUCGUCACGCUCGUCGUCGGCGCCGAGCAGCGCCUCUUUGCCGCCCACGAGGACGUCCUCUGCUCUAGCUCGGCCUUCUUCCUCAACGCCCUCCGGAGCUCGUACCCCGAGUCAGCCACGAAGCGCAUCUCCCUCGCCGACGAGGAGCCCGUCAUCUUCAGCUCGGUGCUCGAGUACCUCUACAAGGGCGACUACUUCCCUCGCCUCAAGUACAACAAGAGGCGCAACUCGUGGGAGCUCGAGUCCACCACGGAUGAGGAGGGAGGAGCAGCAGCAGCAGCGGGAAGAGUCGAGAGCACCGUCUACCAUCGCGGCGUGGACGGCGAUCUCCUCAAGGACACCGUUAUCUAUUGCGCCGCUCAGAGAUAUGGCCUAGAGGAACUGAAGAAGCUCGCGCUGCGGAAGCAGGGUCUUCAGUCCGGUAUUCAGUGCAGCACCAUCCUGGCCUCGGCCAGGUACGCGUACGCCAACACGCCCGACAACGACUCCAAGCUGCGCGCCCACUACCUGGCCCUCAUCAUUCGCUCUCGCGGCACCUUUAAGCGUAGCGGGACGAUGCAACUCGAGAUGUACAACGGCGGCACGCAGCUCUUCUUCGAUCUCUUUGUCGCUCUGUGCAACCACGUCGACGACAUUUCGUCUGCACAGAGCACUCCCCGAUCCAACCGUCAUCUCUGGUAA